GAUUCCCUACAGACCACAGAGACCAGAAUUCCCAUGUUUCUGAGAUCUAUGUUAAAACUUAUCUAUUCAGCUGCAGGACUGAGACCAAUGUACCACUCAGACAGACUAUUCAAAUGAACCCAAACAUGACACAGAAAUCUUCACCUUACAAUGCAAUACAACACUCAGUACCCUUAAUUCAAUUUCCCUGCCCUUAGUUUAACCCUUGUGUGGAAAAACACAAGGAGAGAACCAGAGACAGAGGGUAGAGUUAAGAAUGCAGUUCUGGAAUGUUUUUAGAAACAUUAUCUGUAAACAACUGACCCACACCCAAAGAGUAAUUGUAACUAGAAGGCCAUCUGGGUUUUACAAUGCAAAGAUUCUCUGCCUGCAACUUGGAGCCUUACAAUUGCACUUUGGGUAAAAGUAAGUAAAGCCCUCUAUUUAGGUUUAAUGCUUUAAGAGCAUGAAGAUGUCUGAAACCUGGCUUGGGGUUGGUUACAUUACAGCAGAACUCUUAGCUGAACAGAGCUCUAACAAAUGCUGAUGUGUGUGGCCCUGCUUGGGCAAGUCUGUUCAGAGACCCUGACAGUGUUCCUCAGACUAAUGAUUCAGGAGAGCCAAAUAUAGUCAUAUUCUUGGUAGAUAGGUGUGUGUGUUGCGAAACUGAUCCGGAGGGUGUUGUCAAAUUUUUUCUUCACCUUAUAAAGCAACCUGCCAGCACUUCAGCCUCCAGUGCAUUCAAACUGGUGGGUCUGACUGGUACUCUUGGGGGACACUCAUGCACUAGAAGAUUGGGAUACAAAAUAAGGAAAUAUGAGGUUUCUGACGUUUAGCCUCCUUUGCUUAUUCUUUCAGAGAUGUUCCGCAGAGGGUCAAGAUCUCGGAGGCAAGGCUUUCACCUUCCCAGCGGAGACGGACAACAGCUACGUGAAGCUGCAGCCUGCCGAGAUAUUGGAGCACCUGGGGGCAGUCAGCGUCUGCCUGAGGUACUUCACCGACCUCCCGCAGAACAACAAGGACCAGAGUUUCUUCUCUCUGGCCACACCGGCACACAGCAACGGUUUCCUGCUGGCUAAAUAUGGCCAGAACCGGCACCAGAUGUACAUUGGCGGGGGGAAGCUGGACUUGUGGGGUCUACCAGAUGAGCUGAAUGAGUGGAACUCAUUCUGCGUGACGUGGGAUUCCGAGACGGGCCUGACCCAAAUUUGGCUGAAUGGGAAGCCCAGCUCCAGAAAGGCUGUUUUCAGGGGCGGCUCUCUGGUGGGGCGACCCUUCAUCGUUCUCGGUCAGGAUCAGGAUGAGUACGGUGGCGGGUUGCACAAAAAUGACGCCAUGGUUGGUCAGCUUACGGACGUCCACAUGUGGAACCAUGUCAUCUCCACAUGUGAGAUUGAGAACUUCUCCAAAAACAAGGGCUUUGAGAAGGGGAACGUGAUCAACUGGCAUGAUUUAGAAUUCACCAUCCGUGGAAAUGUGGUUUUGGAGGACCAGAUUACAAGCAAAAGUGACUCACAGAAUUGUUCAGACGGUAUGUCCAUUUAUUAACAUGUCUAUUUGUAUUGAUGUCUGUGCCUUAAACUAAUAUAGUUAUGUGUAUUGCAUGAUGUUUCACCUGGUGCAUGAAAUCCAGAAAACUAGAUAUGUUGAAACAGCUCCACUCAAAGGGACAAGGGGCUUACUAACUGGGGAUGAGCUAAGCCUGAAAAGU
Clupea harengus (Atlantic herring) is the source of this 1690-nucleotide messenger RNA. Its product is annotated as C-reactive protein-like. The record is from RefSeq and is a predicted model, not a curated record. NCBI's taxonomy places the organism in Eukaryota, Metazoa, Chordata, Actinopteri, Clupeiformes, Clupeidae.